AGUGAACUUUUAAAUCAGAAAAUGUGGCAUGAUUUGAGUGAGUACUCAUUGUACUUCUCUCACAGAUAGAAUCCACGUUUCUUUUUUCUUUCUUUCUUCUUUACAAGCAGAAAAACCCUGUAAAAGCCCCAAAUCUGUGUGUGUGUGUGUGUGUGUGUGUGUGUUUUUUUGGUGAAAUGGAUGUUGGGUUUGAGUCAAUGGAAAUGAAUGAUGAUCUUCCUGAAUUUACACUAGCUGAGAUCAUGGAACUUGAUAGCUUUUUUAAGGAAGUUGGUGAAGAAUCACUGAACCAGGAGUUCUGCCAGAAGCUUGCAACCAAUUUUAGUUGCUCACGACAUCGUACUGGAAAACCUGCCAUUCAAUGGGAACAGGUGCAAUCUUGGUUCCAAGAAAAACAAGAAUUGAAAGCUAAGGCCACUUCAUCACGUUUUGCCCCUGUGGAAUUUGUUAUUCCUUUAUGUGCAAUAAUGACAAUCAAUGCACCUGAAAGUUCUCAAAAGACUAAAGCUGAAAGGAUUGCAGAACUUUCAGAGUUGGUAUUUGAAGCUAAAUCAUCAAAGGAUUCAGCUUGGUAUGAUGUUGCUUCAUUCCUCAACUACAGAAUUCUUUGUACAGGCGAACUUGAAGUUCGUGUAAGGUUUGCAGGGUUUAAAAAUGUGGAAGACGAGUGGGUGAAUGUUAAAACGGCAGUGCGUGAGCGUUCUAUUCCUUUGGAACCUUCAGAGUGUCAUAAGGUCAAGGUCGGAGAUCUUGUGUUAUGCUACAGGGAGAAUGAUGAUCAUGCAUUAUACGGAGAUGCAUACGUUAUGGGAAUCCAAAGGAGAGUACAUGGUCUUGAGGGCUGCAGAUGCAUCUUUUUGGUUCGCUUUGAAUAUGAUGACGUCCAGGAAGAAGUUUCUUUGACAAGAAUAUGUGCAAGACCAACAUAACGGAAUUCUUCAAAUUAUCUCAAAUUCCAUCACCUACACGAGGUGACCAGCAGUAAGUAACGGCCUUUUCUAUUUUUAUUUCCAGAACUAAGAAAUGGAUGAGAUGAGAACCAAAACUGGAAUCAACCUUUCACCCGAUAUUAGUGUCAGCUUCACCCUUGUUGCUUAAUACGAGAGAACAAGGAUGAUUGGUCUUCGCAGCUUACCAGCUGCGCUAAUUCGCGUUUGUUCUCUCUUCUAGUUCCUAAUAUAAAAACAACAUUUUAUGUUUAGUUCUUUACAGAAUACUUGUGUUGCUCAAAGCAUCGUUGCGUGUUGGUUUAAAAUUUUCUGUAAGUACAUAUUUUACUGUCAAGAUCAAAUAUUCCUGUUAAAA
Cornus florida is the source of this 1305-nucleotide messenger RNA. Its product is annotated as protein SAWADEE HOMEODOMAIN HOMOLOG 1. NCBI's taxonomy places the organism in Eukaryota, Viridiplantae, Streptophyta, Magnoliopsida, Cornales, Cornaceae. The coding region runs from base 177 to 929 and encodes 250 amino acids. The record is from RefSeq and is a predicted model, not a curated record. The transcript is spliced from 9 exons. Gene Ontology annotation, molecular function: chromatin binding.